AUGCCACAAUAUAUGCUAGAAAGAUUACGACCAUCGCAAAAAGAGUCAGAAUUACCUCACCUUUACUACAAUCCGAAGGAUCAUAAAAUCGGAGAACCGUUACGACCUAUAGUGAGCGGAAUAAAAUCUCCGCUGGCAAAGAUAUCUAGUUUUCUAGAUCAAAAUAUACGACCAAUAUUUGACAAACACACUACCUAUUCGCUUCCAAAUUCGAUAGUCUUUCUAAAACAUCUAAAGAAUUUUGAAACAACAUCAGAAACACACAUGUACACAUUCGAUGUUACAGAUCUAUACACAAUGAUUCCACAGAAGGAAGCAGUAUUAGCAGUGUGCAAAUUCUUAGGAAGACACGGAUAUAAAAAAAUUCGAGGAUUAUCUAUAAAUACAAUCAAAGCAUUAUUUUUACAUGUAUUAGAAAACUCUUAUUUCGUCUUACAACUACCAGGAUUAGAACCUAAAUACUAUAAGCAAACACGAGGAGGAGCUAUGGGAUCCGCAUGUACCCAAGUAUUAGCAGACAUAUACGUAAGAAAAUGGGAAAGUGAUUUUGUACAAAAGCAGCAGCAAGAAAACGAAUUAUAUUUCAGAUUCAGAGACGAUGUAUUUAUCACUACGAGACUAAUGCCACAACAAAUAGAAAGUAGAUUAUCAGAACUAAAAAAGAAAGAUGCUAACUUAAAAAUAACAUGGGAAGGAGGAAAAAAGGUAGACUACCUAGACGUCACAACAGAAAUAGAAACUCCUAAUUUUAAAACAACAGUGUUUCGUAAGCUAGCAGCGCAGCCAUACGUGCUACCAUUUCAUUCAUCACAUCCUAAGCACAUUACGAGAAAUAUACCACACGCGGCUGCUCUACGAGCAACUCGUAUAUGUUCACAUCGUGAUGAUCUAAGAAAUGAACUGGAUAGAAUUCGAAUCAUGUUACUUCUAAAUAAGUAUCCGCCAAGGUUCAUAGAUAAACAAAUGGAACGUUUCUUUCAAGAAGUGACGAAAGAAAAGACAGGAGAUCUACUAUUGGGUAUAGACCAUCAUAAAUAUCGAGAAAAAGUACUCGAUCCCACAUGA
This is a messenger RNA of Rotaria socialis, 1065 nucleotides long. NCBI's taxonomy places the organism in Eukaryota, Metazoa, Rotifera, Eurotatoria, Philodinida, Philodinidae. The record is from the annotation of a GenBank genome assembly.